Pygocentrus nattereri (red-bellied piranha) is the source of this 996-nucleotide messenger RNA. Its product is annotated as interferon-induced protein 44-like. The coding region runs from base 1 to 996 and encodes 331 amino acids. The transcript has 6 exons. Lineage: Eukaryota; Metazoa; Chordata; Actinopteri; Characiformes; Serrasalmidae. The record is from RefSeq and is a predicted model, not a curated record.
AUGUCUGCACUAGCCAAGCGCCCUACUCACUACACCGGUCCGCCGAUUGGAGCGCAGCCCGAGACUCCGCCGCCGACUGCGCGAAACAUCGCGAGAACACAGCAGCGCGCGCCACGAGCGAUCGCGAACGGCCAAUACGGAGAAUACAGAACUCAGAACUACAUUUCCCACAAUGCAACCGCGCGAUCGGGGGAGGAGACCCGGAUGUGGCGGGACGGUCAAGAUAACAUGAUCAAUGAUCUAAAAGCCUUUAAAAUGAGUAGUGACAAAGUCAACACCCUCCACUUCCUUCUGUACGGACCCACUGGAUCAGGAAAAUCCAGUGUCAUAGACACCAUCAAGACCACUUUUAAAGGACGUCUGUUCAUCAACUUUCUAGCUGCCUCAGAAAUAUCUGAUACAAGUCAUACCAAAUGUGAUAGAUUGCUUCCUUUCGCUUUCCAUGAUAUCAGGGGCCUAGAAAAGGAAGACAGAAAUGGAGUGCAUACUCAGGACAUCAUCAGCGCUUUAGAAGGCCACAUGAAAGAGGGCUAUGAGUUAAACCCGAUUCCUCUGUCUAAAGACAACCCGUAUUACAUCAAACAUCCCAGCCUGAACGAUCAGAUCCACUGCCUGGUGAACGUCAUACCAGCAGACACGAUUUCAAUGAUCAAAGACGAUUUCAUCCAACAUAUGAAGAAAGUCAGAGAAGAGGCCAGCAGAAUGGGAAUCCCGCAGGUGGUUUUUAUGACGAGAGUGGACCGUGCAUUCCCACUGACGAAGAAAGAUCUCCGCAGCAUCUACAAAAGCAGGAAGAUCAGGGAAAAAGUUCGUGAGUGUAGCAUGUCACUGGGUGUCCCAGUGAACUGCAUCUUCCCUGUGUGGAACUAUCACGAGGAGACGGAAAUCAAAGAGGAGAUAAACUGCCUGAUGCUGCACGCCUUGACAAAGAUCGUACACUUUGCUGACGACUACAUAGUCGAACGUUCUGAAAAACAAACAUCUUUCAAGUUUUGA